UAGAUGUUCACUUGUUCGCGCCUACUUUGAAAAUUGUCAACGUCUGCUGGUUUUUAUAGUACGAGUUUUGUGAUCAUUAAAAGUUUUGACUGUCAGGAUGAGUGAUGGAGAGCUGUCAAUGCUAGAGCAUGAAACAUUCGACUUCGAUCUAUCCACCACCCCUGACAAAAACCAAGCACUUGGUGAAGAUGAACAGGCAGAAGAAGACGUGUUUUUCGGUCCCGUCGGAUAUACGGAACAGUGUAUUAAAGCAGCAAAGCAGCAACUCCUACCUGGAUCACCUUUAUCACCAGUUGAAGACCUAAAUACCAAGCAAAUGGCUCAACUCUUUGUAGGCUCCCAAACUGUGAUCUCUGCACUUGUGACAAAGACUGGUGCAAGCAAUAAGAAGAUUGCCCCUAGCAGAAGCUACAAAGAUAUCUGUGAUAAGAUUAACGAGCAGGGUGGCCCUCCUAUCUUAUCUUCACUAGAGAACGAAAAAACCAUGUGUAACACUACUCCAAAGAAGCCAAAUAUUGACAGAAAUCAACUCUUAGUAGACUUAUCACCUGGUGACAACGAUCAGGCUAGAUCACCAAGUUUUUACAUUCCUGUUAGUGUUGCUAAAACCACAGAAAACACCAAGCAUAUUGGAACAUCUUUAACUGAUAUCCUGGAGCUCGGAAACCCACAGGCUGUGACAGGGUCUGCCAGAUCUGCAGAGUUAGAAACAAAUUCAUGCAACACCAAACUUGUACAUGAUACAUUUGAAUCACUACUCUAUGCUGAGCAUGAGGAACCAAGUGUCACAGCACAGAGUCCUGGAACUCCCAAACUGGAUGUGAUAACAGUUGGUAGAAUGGGAAAACAGGAUGCCCCAAAUGACAAUUCUGUUGUUCCUCUUCUGGAUGGGACAGGAGACACUAAACCAGCAGCAACAGAAAAGAGUCCUGGAAUUCCCAAACUAAACUUGAUAACAGGUGGUGGAAGGGGAAAGCAGGAUAUCCCAAAUGACGAUUCUGUUGUUCCUCUUCUGGAUGAGACAGGAGAUAAACCAGCAGCAAUGGAAAAGAGUCCUGGAACUCCCAAACUAUACCUGAUAACAGGUGGUAGAAGGGGAAAACAGGAUGUCCCAAAUGAUGACUCUAUUGUUCCUCUUCUGGAAGUGACAGGAGACAAUGAUGCAGCAGCAACAGAAAAGAGUCCUGGUACUCCCAAACUGAAUCUGAUAACAGGUGGUAGAAGGGGAAAACAGGAUGUCCCAACUGACGAUUCUGUUCUUCGUCUGUUGGAAAUAACAGAAGACAAUAAACCAUCAGUGACAGAAAAGAGUCCUGGAACUCCCUCACUAGACCUGAUAACAAAAGGCAGGAUGGGAAAACGGGAUGUCACAAAUGAAAAGUCUGUUCUUCCUCUUCUGGAAGUAACAGGAGACAAUGACCCAGCAGCAACAGAAAAGAGUCCUGGUACUCCAAAACUAAGCCUAGUAACAGGUGGUGGAGAUGAAAAACAGGAUGUCUCAGGUGACAAGUCUGUUCUUCCUUUCUUGGAUAUUUCUAAAGGUGAUGAACCAACAGCAACAGAACAGAAUCCUGGAAUGCUAAAACUAGACUUGAUAAAAGCUGGAAGAGAAAAACAGUUUGUUUCAAAUACUACACAUCUUUCCCCUCUCCUGGAACUGUCAGUAGAUGAUGUUUCAAUGACAAUGGAAAAAAGCCCAGCAACACCAAAACUAGAACUAAAAACAGCUGGCAGAAAAGGAAACCAACAUUUUCAGAGCAACACUAAUUCGAUAAUGCCAAAAAUGUCAAAACAAAAUCUUAAGAUUUCUGGUAAAACUGCUGCAUUAGACAAAGGUCAUAAUGCAGAAAUGGAGUGUCCCAUGAAUGCUCGAACAGCAUCAUCCAGUAAACUAGUAAAGCCGUCAGUUCGUCGCAGCCUGCAGGCUCCAAGAAUUGUAACUAAACCCACUCCUGUAGCACAUCUGCCUCCUGCUUCUGCUAUCCAGUCGGGUUCCUCUGGUGGCAGUCGCUCCUCUACGGAAGACCCAGAUAAUAUGGUUGUGCCAUCUAAACUACCUACAAAACCAAUGAAAAGCAAGCUUCAGUUGAUGAGACCAGGUACCUUUCAUCAGAAGAUGGCACACAAUAAAGCGAGGGCAGCUACGGAGGCAAAGGCUGUCAGACCUGUGAGAGCAGCUGCUCUCGGGCAAAAAGCGCAAUAUCCACCAGUUAAUCUGCCUGUGAAAACCACAAGCAGCGGAAAGUUAGAAAACAAGGGCCCGACAGAGUUACAUGGGGUGAUGGCACACAGUUCUCCUAGGACAGGCCCUGCUAGCCGAUCUGUAGAUCCAAGUAUUUUAAACUCGCCGUCAAGCAAACAUGUCAAGAUGGAUCGCAUUCGGAGGCUAUCCUCCAAUGGUUAUGGAACACCAAGCAGAGCUAGUGGCAUUGCCCAUGCUCCUUCCACCACAGGUAAAAGACUGGCAUGUAUGGUGACCCCGGGGCAGCGAGGAUUAUGGUCUGUUAGCUCUUCUGUUCUAUUGUCUGAUGGGUCAGUAGCAUCAACACCAGGCCGUUCAAGCAGUGGAAGCAUAUCGUCACCAAAUCGAUCAACAAGAGGGAGCAUUCCAACACCUAACCGAUCACAGAAAGGGAGCAUCCCCACACCGAAUCGUUCAGUAAGAGGAAGCAUUCCCACACCAAAUCGAUCACUAAAGGGAAGCAUACCCACAUUGAAUCAGUCGCAAACUGGGGUCAACCCAUUGUCGAAUCGGUCACAGAAAGGGAGCAUCCCCACGCCGAAUCGGUCACUAAUAGGGAGCAUUCCUACACCAAAUUGGUCACAAAAGGGGAGCAUUCCCACACCGAAUCGGUCACAAAAGGGGAGCAUUCCUACACCGAAUCGGUCACAAAAGGGGAGCAUUCCCACACCUAAUCGGUCACAAAAAGGGAGCAUCCCCACACCGAAUUGGUCACAAAAGGGGAGCAUCCCAACACCAAAUCGGUUGCAGAGUGGAAGCAUUUCUAAAUUGAAUCAAUCCAUGAGGGGAAGCAGUACCAGUUCCACCGGCUCAGUGUUUGCAUCACCACUCCAGCCUAUUAAUGGCAACAGUCGCUACUCUCCUGCAGUGGUGAGGCAGUCCAUCUGCAGACGUGACGUUGUUAACAAGGAAAAUGGCAAUUGAUUGGGUGAUAAUCUUGCAGUUGCUUUGUAUAGCGUUUUGAUAAUUAUGCUUUACGAAUAUGCAUAUGUGAUCAUUUGAAACUUGCAUGAUGAAAAAAACGUUACGCUUCAAGUUACUGCAGUGCUCAUAAUACGUACAUAUCUAUUUCGUGCUGUCUUAAUUAAUGCAGGUUUAUAUGCGAUUGUCUAAAUAAUAAUAUAAGUGGGUUCUAAUAAGAUGAUAAAACAAUAUUGGUAAUUAGGCAGAAGAAUUAUCACAGGAAAACGCAUGGUGCGCAACAUCUGCAACAAUUGUUUAAUUAAUACUGACACUGGUCUAUGGCUGUGAAUGCUAAACUGUCUAGCAAAUAAUAACUAAUACAAUAUUACAUGAAACUUAUUAGAACAUAAUUGAAUGCAUUUGGGAUAUGUACGCAUGUAUGUAAUUUUUGGUACAUGGUGGUGAUAUAAUUAUAAAUAAAAUAUAUAAUUAUAGCAGAGUA
Priapulus caudatus is the source of this 3647-nucleotide messenger RNA. RefSeq names its product serine/arginine repetitive matrix protein 2-like. Lineage: Eukaryota; Metazoa; Priapulida; Priapulimorpha; Priapulimorphida; Priapulidae. Bases 98 to 3166 code for a protein of 1022 amino acids. The transcript has 2 exons. The record is from RefSeq and is a predicted model, not a curated record.